UUAUCUUGCUAUAGACUAUAGUAAGUGUAUUUAAGAAAAUGAGAGCAGCAGUCUGUUAAUGUAUGUGACACUGCCGGGAGCAGCAAAACACCAAGUCUGACUGUAAUACACCUGACUCGUGCAAGAGAGAACACGCCUGUGCCGCGCCAUGCUAUUUGAUUGGUUUGCCACAAACCCCAAUCCCCCUCCCUUGACACCGUCAGCAUUGGUUACCUUGGGAGCAAAGAAUAACUAUUCAGACGUCUGGGCGUCUGUCAAAGGACAAACCGAGGGAACUGUUCUGGAAUGUGUCAGGUUGUGGUUCGCAUUUACGACGCUCAUGAGAGACGAAUUCAACUGAGCAGUGUCAGCGCUGCAACAAGCUUUCAACUUGAUUACAUUGUUCCGUGAGCAGACAUAGGCUACAAGGAUGAUGUCUCAACCCCAGCGGAUCGUUAAACUAUCGGCGGCAUCGCUCGCCGUGAUCCUCUGCAAGGACGUGGAAAGCGCAAAAGCCGGCGGAGAAAAACAGAUCGCCACCGCCAGUGUCAAUGGACAGGACAUUUUCGCCGACUUCAAAGCGCAGAAUCUGCGGAGUUUUUGGAAUAAGAGACUGGUGAAUGCGGUGUCUGAAGUUCACUUUCAGGGAUGGAUGGAGAAUUUGGUGUUAUUUGUCCAGGGGAAUGCCAAUAAUCUGGAGGUGCUGAGGGAAGCAUGGAUGCGCAGGGCGCUGAGAUCACCCAAAGGAUUUGUCAUUAAAGCAGUGGGUGACGUGUCCCCAGUGCAGAUGAGCCCCAUCUCUCAGUCCCAGUUCAUCCCCCUGUCUGAGGUGCUGUGCUCCCUCAUCUCGGACAUGAACGCCGACCAGACCACUGUUAACCAGGAGGCGCUCAUCACACACAUGGCCAAGGCUCAUCCUGGAAUGACAGUCCCCACCCAAGACAUCCUGUACAAUGCUCUGGGAUCUUUGAUAAAGGAAAGAAAGAUCUACCACACUGGAGAGGGCUACUUCAUCGUAACGCCGCAAACCUACUUCAUCACAAACAACACGGUGAAGGACAAGAACUGGUGGAGCACAGGAGAAAACGAACUGCCCUCCCAGCCCCCCAUCACCUACCUGGUGAGCAAUGACAACUGCCUGGACAUGCCCGGAGAGUCCGCCUCGCUGGCACAUUGCAAGUCCUGCAGAUGCUUCACAGCUCUGUCCACUGCAGCACCAUCAGUCCAGGACCAGGUCUCCAUCAGUGACUGCACAGGCAAAAGCCUCAAGUGGCCCAAAGAACCCAAGCCCUCAGUCCACCACCAGUCUACUUCCACCACCGCGGACUGCCAGGCCAGUGAAACCAGCAAGUCCAUGACGGCAACAAGCCGAAAGGACACCAAGGAGAAAGGCGGCCGGAAGUUUGGCCUGAACCUCUUCCGGCGAAGCACGGCGAAGAAGGAGAGCAAGCUGAAAAAGGAAUACGCCACAUUCUCCGGACAGUUCCCGCCCGAGGAGUGGCCAGUCAGGGACGAAAAUGAGCUCAACAACCUCCCCAGGGACCUGGAACAUGCCAUCAUCAAGCGCAUCAACCCGGAGCUGACUGUUGACAACUUAGUCCGGCACACGGCUCUCAUGAUGAAGCUGGAGGAGAGAGGGGACCCUGAACGGGUCGUGGACAAAGGGAUGUCCACCGAGAUGCUGGUUUCCAAGCCGAGACUCCACUCCUCCAAGACGGCCGCCAAAAGGACGGCGUCAAAGAACAAUCGUGUGAAAAAGAGAACCCAGUCUACAAAGGACAGACAUAGGAUGAAGUCCAAGGUUCUUGACUACCCGGACAUGGAAGGCCAUCUGGACGGACUCACAUCCCCCCAUCUGAAACCAGAUUUACAGGCGGAAGAACCGGAGGACCACACAGAGCACACAGUGUUGAAAUCCCUCUACAAGAAACGCAUCGACAACCCCUUUCACGGCGUGUCAAGUAAGGAAACAACGCCCGUGACCUCAGGUCACAGAGAGCACAGGAGAAGAGAUUGCAAAACUCACACGUCUGCAAAGAGAGAGCGUGCUUACCACCGGUCCAAGUCGUGGGACCCCCAUCAAGCCAAAGGGACAGUAGACACACCUGACGAGCUCCAUAACACUAUGAAGGAAGGAUCUUGUGACAACCUUCACCAGAGAGAGUUAACUGAUGACUCAUUGCUUGACACCAGUCCCGUGAAGGAGCAUUCGGGAGAAUACAGCACUGUCUAUCCAGACAGCAGCACUCUGAGGAUUGAUGAUAAAGUAAGACAUUCGAAGGACAAUACUGGCAGGGGAAAAGAGUUUAGGGAUUGCAGGGACACUGACGCAGACCACAAAAUGCAUAAAGAUGUUGACUUGAGACGUGAGUCUGACCCAAGUUAUGAUAAAAUAAUAGAUUAUCACUCUCUUGUUGAAGAAACACCAGACGUACCCAUGGCCUCAUGGCCUAAACCCUCUGCCCGGCGUCGGCUGUCCCUGAGACAGGCGGAAAAGGAGGAUUCGAGCCACAGGCCAGAUCUGUUAGAAUCUCAUCAGCGAGCCGACAGCCGGGCGGAUAGCCAGCAGCAGCUCACCAACAGCACCGCACAGCACCGCGCCUCUGUUAUCACAACGAGUGACGUUUACACUGAGGACGACAUUCGCCUGUACAUGAAGCCCGAGGAGACGGAUGAGGACGGCUGCAGCUCUCUGUGCCUGGUGGAGGACUGCGGCGGUGGAACCGCGCACCACGCCAGGCUGAAUCAGUACGUUAAGCCUCAGUUUGGAAGUGGUCACUGGAUUAACAGUUUGGAUGCGUCCAAGUUCUACAAAGAACCCCUGAGCGUUGUCCUCAGACAGGAGGACGACGGCUGGAACGGUUCAAGCUCUCAACUUGCACAAAGCGAGUCAGCCAUCUCCCUCAGGGAGUCCUCCGUGCUCAGAGAUGGGCCACAGUGUGUAGUGGACCAACAUCUCCACCAGGCCAUCCCGGCGGUGGACAAGGAGCUCGCAGAGACCAUGGACAGUAGUAUAUUCGACUACUGCCAGAAUAGUGAAAUAGACUCUGAUGCAGAAACGCUGCACAAGUCAGUGGAUGACCUAGAGACUCUCUCUGCCGUCCAGGCUGGGGAGACGGAGCAGGGUUGCCAUCAGGGCCUGUUCGACGUACAGCAUCCUGGGAUGCCCCUCAGCUCCGCUGAGAACCAUAGCAGUCCCAAUGGGCCUCACUCUGGCGAGGCCACCGAGAGCCAGAGCAACACAGGAGACAGCGGAAUUGACUCUCCCAGAACCAGAAUUAGCAUGACAUCCAGCAACACUGCCAUGCUGGAGGGAUUCAAACGCCGCAGUUUCCUACAGAAUCUUGAGAGACUCCAUUCCAAGAACAAUGCCCUUCACCCACAAAGCUCUCUUCUUCAACUCACCCCCGUCAUGAAUGUGUGAAAUGCCCAUUCGAAUGUGUGAAAAGCCCAUUCCUUUGAUACGCCUGUACAAAUUGUAAAUAAAUGUGAAAUCACUUUUGGUUGUAUAGAUCUACAUCAAGUUUUAUUACCAAGUAAUUAUAUUAGUAAUGUUAAAGACAUGACACAGGCCUUAGGCCUACUACCCAGAGACAUCUACUUCCGUGGAAAGACUUGUAUAUCUAUUGAGGUUACAAUAAACAGUCAGCUUCACUUGUAUUGUGUAUGACUUAAA
This is a messenger RNA of Engraulis encrasicolus (European anchovy), 3655 nucleotides long. It is a transcript of the gene stox1, whose product is annotated as storkhead box 1. Gene Ontology annotation, biological process: regulation of transcription by RNA polymerase II. Gene Ontology annotation, molecular function: RNA polymerase II transcription regulatory region sequence-specific DNA binding. The record is from RefSeq and is a predicted model, not a curated record. Bases 410 to 3403 code for a protein of 997 amino acids. NCBI's taxonomy places the organism in Eukaryota, Metazoa, Chordata, Actinopteri, Clupeiformes, Engraulidae. Gene Ontology annotation, cellular component: nucleus; cytoplasm. The transcript is spliced from 4 exons.